Molecule: messenger RNA, 3765 nt
Organism: Priapulus caudatus
Lineage: Eukaryota; Metazoa; Priapulida; Priapulimorpha; Priapulimorphida; Priapulidae
Product: nuclear pore complex protein Nup133-like
Exons: 30
Coding region: 18-3323 (1101 amino acids)
Biological process (GO): protein import into nucleus; transcription-dependent tethering of RNA polymerase II gene DNA at nuclear periphery; poly(A)+ mRNA export from nucleus
Cellular component (GO): nuclear pore outer ring
Molecular function (GO): protein binding; structural constituent of nuclear pore
Source: RefSeq, a predicted model, not a curated record
CGCACGCAACACAAGUCAUGGCAGCUAAGGCGGCAGUUUUAGGGAAGUCCAAACUGAGAAGUAAACGAUCAAAAUAUGGAUCGGGAUUACACGUACAUGUAUUGGUGGCGGAAGCACUUACAAUGCUGGAUGAGGACACACCUGUUAGUGCUUGCUUUGACCACGAGGAUUGGGCAUGGCUUGUUGUAAGGCGAAAAUUGUUUGUGUGGAAACACAGUGGUGAGGAAGUGGCUAAGUUGCAGUGCAGCGAGCUGACACUACCUGCGAGUGAUCUCAAUCAUCAUGCCAGGCUGGCCUGUGUCUUCCCAAACCCCAAUGACACCGUCUCUAUGAGUGUAAUGGCUGUGUCGCCUGAGGGCAUCAUACGCUACUGGGAAAACGUGUCCAGAGAAGACCGAUAUGUUGACGUCAAUGCCGACCUUCAGGGUCAGGAGGGUCAGUUGCUUAGUGGAGCACUGCCAUUAGGCUGCCUCCUCGCCACUACCACUGGUGAUUUACUCCUUCUUACACCCAUUGAUGCAGGAAGACAGAUGACGGUGCAGUGCCGGGCCGUUGGAAGACCUCGAGGCAUGCUAGCAGGAUUCGGGCGUCGUAUGUCCUCAUUAAUAUUUGGCGGCACAGGAUCACAAGCGGAGGGUGUGAAAGUUCAGUCAGUGUUGGUGUCGGAUGGGGAGGAUAUGGAUGGAAAGUUUCUACAUAUUCUAACUGGAGGGAAGCUGCAGAAAUGGGAGCUUUGGGACGAUGGCGAGAAGCUUCUGCUGGAAUUUGAUGUGGAAACAGCUCUGGCUCACUGCCUGUGUCAGGUAGUUUAUGAUGAUGAAUGUGAUGCUACAGAGUUAAAAACCUGGUUGUUGGAUAUGCAAGUGAAUAGAGAUGGUGUGACAAUUCUUGCUGCUGGUUGCAACAACUACCAAGCUGUUUGCAAAGUUCACUAUGCUUUCUGUUCAGUGGCUACCAAUCGGGGUGUUCCUGUUGACUUUUCAAUGUUUACAGUUACAAAACACAACACUUUGUACCAGCCUGGAAGAGAGGAUGAGAUCCACAGCCACAGGUUUCUGCUAUCUGACCCCUUUUCAAGUUCUGCUUUUAUUUAUACUCCAAAUACGGUGCUGUGUACUUCAGCAACCAUCCAUGGUUACGAAAUAGAGAAGACAGAGUUUAGCUCACUGGGGGAGCGAAUCCUGGGUGCAGGGUCUGUUCACAAACAGGCUGUGUUUUUCACUACAACCCGGGCAUUUGUCACCUUGCAACCAUCUUCUCAGUUGGAUAUCAGUGGGAAUCUAUCAUCAAUGACAGUAGCUGAAGAUAGCUGGAGGAAUGAGUCGGCAUUGAUGUCAAUCGUUGGCGACGAUCAGCUCCAUGACAUGAGCAUCAGUGAAGACAAGACGAGUCGCCUGAAGGCUGCACUGUUGCACUUUGUAAGACGAAACAUGAGAGAUGCUCAGGCUAUUGUUGAGGAUGUUCUACCCUCUACAAUGACAUCCGCACCUGAUUCGCUAUUGGACAAAAUCGUCAUCUCGCUUGGGCAGCAGCUGUUGGACGAUUUUCCUGCCUUGGACCCUAGGUGGGCAGAGUCAAUUCCACAAGACGUGAGUUCGACGUCAACGUCUCUCAUCCUCAUGCACCAGCUGGAGGACAAGCAGAAAGCUCACAAGUAUUUCGUCACCUUUCUCCGGGAGAUCGGCAUUUGGGAACGGAUGUGUGGCGUUACGGAAGCACGGCAGAUGGCACCGACGUGCCUCGUACUGAGAGAGCACACCGAGAAACUUGUCGCUGCAAAUGUUCUCCGGGGUCUUCACACCAUAUAUCCAUCGGUUGUAGACAGCGGCAUACGUAAGGUUUUGUCUAAGCGCCAGACGGUGUCACCUGGAACAGCUUUGACACCACAGGACCUGUUCUACCGGGAGGUAUCCAGGAUAGAUGACAUAUUCUGGGGUCUGGUACAGGUGGAACUGGAGCUAAUAGAGUCGUCCGACGUCUCGUCCGUAGACUGCAUCACGUUCUUGUCGCACACAAACACAAUAUUCGAGGGUGUUUUGAAGGAAGUAGCUGAUUGUCGUGCAGCACAGGCCACCAUGUUUGUGAAUAGCACAGUAGAACAGUACAAAGACUACGUGCCUUGGACGGCGCGAUCAGGCACCACUGGUCUCCGAUCACUGCUGACCAAGCAGCACAAGCUCACAGUCGAGAAUGGCAUCCCAGAGUCGAUGGACUCCCACACGCGAUCCGCCCUCGUGCGCCAGCUGGUUAACCUCUCUGACAACAUUUUAGCCGGCUAUGCCACGCAGGUGGAAGCGCUAGGAGUAGACGUGAGCGUUGAACGACGCAGAACAUUGAAGAAGAAGUACGAGAGUGAAAGAUAUCGACUCAUUCAGCCACUACUGCAGUGUGAAGCAUAUGAAGAGGCGAUGUUUCUUGGUGAGAAGUACGCCGACUUCCGUGUCCUUACUCAGAUGUGUGAGCUGACGGACAACGAUGACAGACUGCAGAGAUACAUGACCCAGUUCUCGCAAGAAGGUUUCGCACAGUUUGUGUUCGCCACGUACGUCGCGGAGGGCAAGCAGGCGCGGCUGUUCUCGCAGCCGGCGGCUCACGACGCCGAGCUGACGGCGUUCCUGCAGCUGCACGGCAGCCUGCGCUGGAUACACGACGUCCACACGAGGAACUUCAUCGGGGCUGCACAGACAUUAAAGACGCUCGCCAUCGAGGAGCAAGCCAACUUGCCAAAGAAGAAAACACUUCUAAGCCUCAGUAAACUGGCAGCAUUAGCCAGUGAUGAGCCAGCAGGGGCUGUUGAGGAGAUUGUGGAUGUGGUAAACUUGGAGCAAGACAUUGUAUUGCACCAGGAGGGACUUCCACUGGAAGUUCUAACCGCAGAAGGCCUAGACAAAGGUAUUAUGCCUGUGCUGACACCAGAAGAGCUCAUCGAGGUGUACAUUGGCGAGGCAAACGUGAGGGCAAAUGAGUUUGACUUCAAAAAGGCAUUGGAUCUGCUCGAGUUUAUCCCUACAACAGAUCUUCAGAGACAAAGUAUGAUUGAUGAUUUAAAGUUGAAAAUAUGGUGUGCAGCUAUUCUACAAGAUAGCUGGGAUGAUAUUGAAACUGACGGCUCACUCGAAGGUAUCAAGGACACCAUUCUGUUCCGAACAAUAGAACUGGCUUCCCUAGAUGGCCUACCUAUGGACGGGUAUCUACCUUCAGUACAAAGCCUGCUCAGUUGUGAAGAGUUAGGAGAUCUACGACACAGUGCCGCCUUUAAGUACCUUGUCCAGGCUGGGUACGAAUAUCUACAGGCCAAGGAGACCAGAGCUCGCACGCCUUGAGAAAAACCCAGGCUAGCUAAUGUUGCACUGGGAAGGUGACGAAAAGAUGUCCGCCUGACUUAGUAGAACAGAAGCAGAGAAAUUGAUUCUUCGGGCUGUUUUUCGUAAUGUUUUCAUGUUAUUUGUAAGUUAAAGAUUUCAUUGUCGUGGACAGGAGUUUGGAUAGAAGGGACUCAUGUUGCCACCGAUUAGUUUGUGCAUACUGAAUAUAAUGUAUGGAAUUUCUAGGAGCAAUUGUACAUUUAGCUAAGUGUCAUAUGACAUUUGUAGCAUAGCAAACCUCCGUACUUAAUAAGAUCUUGUAGUGUAUGUUUCCUGUCUAAAUUCUAGAAGUUACUAUCUUAAACAUUAAAUGGAAUGUACGGCGGUGUCAGCUUUUUUUCAGAAAUUCAACUGGAAAUAUGAUGUAUAAGUAUGUAUAUAAAAAUUCAAAUCUACUUGA